AUGGCAAACAAUGACUGGAUUAUUGCAUAUCCCUCAGAUCGUAGUGAAUACCUUCGCUUUGAGGGAUCUGAUCACCGACCUUUGGUAACCUCUUUCGACCAUGGAAAGAAAAAGAGAAAGGGGAUUUUCAGAUACGAUAUACGCCUUAAAGAAAAGCCUGAAGUUACAAAGUUGGUCAAGGAAGUUUGGACCUCUGAUCCUGAAGCAUCAGUGGAUCACCGUCUACACCUAUGCAGAUCAGCUAUCAUCAAAUGGAGUAAAACACAACUGCAAAAUAGCCAAAAAGAAAUAUCUUUUCUCAGGGAACAAUUGGAAGAGGCUAUGUGUGAUGAUGGCUCAAAUCAAAGCUUUAUAGAUGUGAUUAAUCAGAAACUGCUAAGAGCUUACAUACAAGAAGAGGAGUUCUGGAAGCAACGUAGUCGACAGUUGUGGCUUGCUUUAGGACACAAAAACUCGGGCUACUUUCAUGCUGAAACGAAAGGGAUAAGAGCAUUAAAUACUAUCUAUAUUAUUGAGACACCUACAGAAAUGAACAAUAGCUUGAUAGCCAUGCCAACCCCAAUGGAGAUCAAAGAUGGUUGUUUCUCGAUCCAUGAUGAUAAAGCCCCUGGUCAUGACGGAUUCUCUGCUAGUUUUUUUCAAACUAAUUGGGAGAUUGUUACUGAUGAGACCAUUGUCGAAGUUCAAUCCUUCUUCAUUACUUAA
Molecule: messenger RNA, 705 nt
Organism: Camelina sativa (false flax)
Lineage: Eukaryota; Viridiplantae; Streptophyta; Magnoliopsida; Brassicales; Brassicaceae
Source: RefSeq, a predicted model, not a curated record